This is a messenger RNA of Penicillium alfredii, 627 nucleotides long. Its product is annotated as NAD-dependent epimerase/dehydratase family protein. Bases 1 to 627 code for a protein of 208 amino acids. The transcript has 2 exons. NCBI's taxonomy places the organism in Eukaryota, Fungi, Ascomycota, Eurotiomycetes, Eurotiales, Aspergillaceae. The record is from RefSeq and is a predicted model, not a curated record.
AUGGGCCUCAUCGUUGUGACAGGCGGCUCCGGCAAAGCCGGCCACACGAUCCUCAACCUUGGACCUGCGACAGCGGACAAGUAUUCAACGCCCUGUCCAGCCAGUGGACACUGCGCGAGCCCCUUCCCCGAGGGUCUCCCACCACGACCCGACGCCGUCAUCCACCUGGCCGGGUACGCGCGCAACAUGGUGCCAGACAACGAGACCUUCCGGGUCAACACACAAUCAACCUACAACAUCAUCGAGGCAGCCUGCAAGCUAGGCAUCCGCAAGAUCCUCAUCGCCAGCAGCGUGACUGUAUACGGGGUCGCGUUCGCACAGGGCGACGUUGAGUACCCGGCGUUCCCGAUCGACGAGGACCUGGUCAUCAAUCCCACCGACACAUACGCACUGGUCAAGCUGUGCGGCGAGCGCGUGGUGCGCGGCUUUGCCGCCCGCUUCGGCGCCGACAUCUAUAUCCUGCGCACCGGGCGCGUCAUCGAGCCCGGCGAGUACAACGAGGAGAUCUUUUAUAACUAUGUGCACGAGCCGGUGCGCUGGAAGGCGCAUGGCUGGUCGUAUACCGAUGCCCGCGAUCUCGGCGCCAUGUGCGAGGCUGGACUGCGGACAUCCGGGUUGGGGUUCUAG